Messenger RNA from Colletotrichum spaethianum, 1284 nucleotides. Its product is annotated as putative J domain-containing protein. The transcript has a single exon. The record is from RefSeq and is a predicted model, not a curated record. The coding region runs from base 1 to 1284 and encodes 427 amino acids. Lineage: Eukaryota; Fungi; Ascomycota; Sordariomycetes; Glomerellales; Glomerellaceae.
AUGGCUAUAACCCCAACUACCUCGAAACGCCGUGUGAGGCACUCUCUUCCCGCGGUCCUGAUGCGAGCCGGCACAUCCAAAGGCCUCUUUAUUCACCGGUCCCACCUACCGCCAUCGCAAGAUGAGUGGGCAACACCCCUCCUCGCCGCAAUGGGCUCGAGAAACAACGACGCUCGCCAGAUCGACGGCGUUGGAGGCGGAAGUAGCGUGACCUCCAAAGUUGCUGUCGUCGCCCCGUCGAGCCGACCAGGUGUUGAUGUUGAAUACACCUUCGUCCAGGUUGCCGUUGGAAGCGAGACCGUCGAUCUCAGUGGCAACUGCGGCAACAUUUGUUCAGGGGUUGGUCCCUUUGCCGUGCAAGAGCGGUUGGUGACGCCGAUGCCGGGGGCGCGGGCAGUGGACGUGAAGAUCUUCAAUACCAACACUUCAAAGCUCAUCGUCGAGACCGUGUAUCUCGAUGAGGAUGGAAACGUGGAGGAAGACGGUGACUGCAUCAUUCCUGGCGUGAAGGGUGCUGGCAGCGAGAUCAAGGUUGCGUUUGUCGAGCCAGUGGGAAGUAUGACUGGCAAGUUGUUCCCUAGCGGAGAGCGGCUUGAGAGGAUUGUCGUGGAAGAGAUGGUGACUUUGGGAGACUUUGCUGUGGAUGUUACACUCAUCGACUCGGCGAACCCGUUUGUCCUUGUUGAUGCCCAAAGUCUGCCCGUUGCGCUCAGGGAGCAGCCGGCCGAUUCCCCGCUAGCUCUCGAGGUCGCCGAGGCCAUCCGAAGGCGGGGAGCUGUUCGGAUGGGCCUCGCCAGCACCAUCGAGGCCGCCGGUCUGGUCAGGGGAACGCCGAAGCUUGCAUAUGUUUCACGCCAACCGAACGGUGGGGUGGCCAAAGAAGCAGUGGAUAUUCGAGUUCAAGCUUACAGCAUGGGUAAGCCUCAUCCCAGUUUACAGCUCACGGGUGGCGUCACCCUUGCGAGCGCCGUGAUCAAGGAGGGAACGGUAGCGCAUCGCAUCGUGUGUAAGGAGCCGACUCUACACACGGAGGGCAUACCGACACCAAGAAGAACGCCAAGUCCGGUGGAGGGCGCGGUCAAGUUGCCGACGGAGGACAUCCUCGGCCGCUCACUUGUUGACGAAUACAAGGCAGGCCGAAUUGUUCGAAUUCAGCAUGGUAGUGGGAUCAUGGAUGUGGAAGUCUGGACCCACGAAGAUGAAGAGGGGGCAGUGGUUGAUCAAUGCGUCGUAACGAGGACCGCACGACGGCUCUUCGAGGGCAAUGUUCUAUAUUACUCCUGA